AUGCCCAUUAUUUAAAGUACAAUAGGGUCAACUGAGCACAAGGGCAAUUCUUCGGGGCCAUUCUCCAUAUCAGCCUCAUCGUGCAUGCUAAUAAUAUGGGAGUCACAUUCAUCUUCUUGUUCAUCCUUUUCUACAUAACGUUAAGGGAGCUCCGGCGUCUUCGAGCUCUCUCUGGCCACCACAGACCACCAACCUAUCCUUUCAUCGGAUGCCUCGUACCAUUUUACAAGAACCGCAAUCGCCUCCUUGAUUGGUACACUCACCUCCUUUCCUACUCACCCACUUACACCAUCGUCCUCCGUCGUCUCGGUGCACCAACCACCAUUGUCACAGCAAACCCACAAAACGUAGAGUACAUCCUCAAAACCAACUUCAAUAACUUCCCAAAAGGCAAGCCCUUCACUGACAUCCUUGGCGAUUUUCUCGGCCAUGGAAUCUUCAACGUGGACGGCGAGCUGUGGCAGACUCGACGUAAAUUAGUCAGCCAUGAGUUCAGCUCUAGGUCCCUGGAGGAUUUUGUUAAGCACACGUUGGAAGAAGAAGUAAACGAGAGGCUCAUACCAGUGCUUGAGACCUUGUCCAAGAGAAACCAAGUGGUGGAUUUGCAAGAUUUGCUUGGGAGAUUCUCGUUCAAUGUGAUCUGUAAAUUCACAAUAGGGACCAACAUGUGGUGCUUGGAUCCUUCUUCGCCCAUUUCGCCUCUGGCAAGAGCUUUCGACGCAGCAUCAGAGAUAUCUGCGAGACGUGGGGCAGCGCCUUUGUUUUUGAUCUGGAAGAUGAAGAGAUGGCUUGGGGUUGGAUCUGAACGGAGGCUCAGAGAGGCUGUGGAAGAAGUUCAGGGUCAUGUGACGGAAAUGAUACGUGAGAGGAAGAAGAAGACGAUGAAGGCUCGCGGUGACGAUCUCCUAUCACGGCUUGUAAAUGCAGGUCAAGAAGAAGAGGUGAUUAGAGACAUGGUGAUAAGCUUUAUACUGGCAGGGAGGGACACGACAGCGGCAGCUUUGACAUGGUUCUUCUGGUUGAUCUCUCAUCAUCCUACGACGGAGCAUCAGAUUUUGAAAGAGACAGAAGUGAAGGCGGGAGAAGAAGCAUUGGAUUAUGAAUGUUUAAGGAAUCUUGACUUUCUAAAGGCUUGUCUUUGUGAGUCGAUGAGGUUGUACCCUCCUGUGGCCUGGGAUUCAAAGCAUGCAAUAGAAGAUGAUUUGCUGCCAGACGGAACUAGGGUCGGAGCAGGAGAUCGGGUAACGUAUUUUCCUUAUGGGAUGGGAAGGAUGGAAGCACUGUGGGGAAAGGACUGGUUCGAGUUUAGGCCGGAUCGCUGGUUUGUUGAAACAGACAAGAACAAGAAAUGGAGUAAGGUUUCGGCGUUCAAGUGUCCAACGUUUCAGGCUGGUCCCAGAACGUGUCUUGGGAAAGAAAUGGCUUUCAUUCAGAUGAAGUAUGUGGUGGCUUCAAUCCUUGGGAGAUUCAAGAUCAGACCUGUCGGCCAAGAUAAGCCUAUAUUCGUGCCAUUUCUUACGGCACACAUGGCUGGCGGUUUAAAGGUGCUUGUUUACAAGAGAGAGAAUAACCUCGCUUAGACAGGCGCAGAAUUAUAAAACUUCUCAGUUAAUAAACUUUUGUUGGCGGCAAAUUGUUAAUGAAUUUGAAGAGCCCAAUUAGCAUGCCAUUGUUUCUCCUUUUUCAAUUUGUUUUUUCGGUGCACAAAACGAUUGUGAACUCAUGAUGGUCAUAGAAAGAAGUUUGGCGCACGUUUACCAGCGGAAUCCAAAUAAUUGAACAUGCUCAUGAUCACCGUCAAGUUAUCAAUCCCUGCAAAACAUGCGAUGAGCAA
Molecule: messenger RNA, 1834 nt
Organism: Neltuma alba
Lineage: Eukaryota; Viridiplantae; Streptophyta; Magnoliopsida; Fabales; Fabaceae
Product: cytochrome P450 94B3-like
Exons: 1
Coding region: 96-1580 (494 amino acids)
Molecular function (GO): monooxygenase activity; iron ion binding; heme binding
Source: RefSeq, a predicted model, not a curated record